Messenger RNA from Gallus gallus (chicken), 8610 nucleotides. RefSeq names its product ral guanine nucleotide dissociation stimulator like 4 (gene RGL4). Gene Ontology annotation, cellular component: plasma membrane. Gene Ontology annotation, molecular function: guanyl-nucleotide exchange factor activity. Gene Ontology annotation, biological process: Ras protein signal transduction; positive regulation of GTPase activity. Lineage: Eukaryota; Metazoa; Chordata; Aves; Galliformes; Phasianidae. The coding region runs from base 4433 to 6772 and encodes 779 amino acids. The transcript is spliced from 18 exons. The record is from RefSeq and is a predicted model, not a curated record.
GGACGACGACGUGAGUGAAGGCGAGGCCGGGGCCGGGUGGGUGUGCGGGGGGCAGCCAGGAGCCGUGAGCCCACCUCGGGGUUGCCCGGGGGUGAUGAACUCGUGGCAAAGUUGAAGGUGGCACCGCCUCCGGGUGCAGCCGUUCCUUCCCGAAGCGCCGUGUCUCGAGGCAGGCUGUGCAAUGCUCUUGCAAAAUGCAUCAUGGAAGGAGGGGUCUGGGAGGCAGGCGAAGCCUCCCUGCGUGGUGGUGGUGCAGAAGGGUGGGUUGGCUGCAGAUGUCCGGACUGGGAACGGCUUUGCUUUACUGGCUGCCCUGCCCGUGGCGCUGACCCGCAGCAAAGCAGCAGGGCUGCAGCACCCAGGCAGAUAAACCCCUAUGCUUGGAUCCGCCUGUUGUCACCUUAACUCUGCCUGUCGCGGAAAUACACCGGGAAUCUGACUGCGGGGAGAAAGGCCACCGUGCUAAAACUGAUGGAGAACCCCAGAUAGGGUCAAAUGCUUUCCAGAGCUCGCAGGGGGGUUAGUGGGCAGUUCCCCAGCUGUGCGAGUGUUUGGGGUGUGCUCCAGGUGCUGGUAGCAUUGAGGCAAAGCUGGCGAGCAGGGGAAGCCCGUGCUCUUACUGUGCUCUUCGGUGUGUGUCCUCCCCACAGGGGCCUCUAAUCGGCGGUUUCUUGCUGGUGAGCAAUUAGUGCAUGGUGGAGAAUGCUACCUUCUCUCUUCUCCAUUAUCUGUGUGCUCACAGGGAUGCGAUGACACGGAGAGGAGCGCUGGGAGGAGGGAGGGCUCCCUGUGAGCACCUUGCAGGGGUGUGCAGCCCCAGCCCCUCCAUCCCAGCAGGGAUGGGGCUCCUAUAUUUAGAAACAGCCUCGGGCUUUUCCAGCACCUACAGCGCUGCUGUGCUAAUGAGGAUACCUGUGUCGGCCACUGCAGAGCCAGCGGGGCGUGGAACCGUGGGAAGGAGGAGGGGAGGCAGUGAGCAAUGCUGAGGAGGGGAGGGAGCUGCUGACCUCUUGGGUGGAAGCUUUAUUCUCAUUUAGCUGGGUUUGUCAGCAGCUUGCACCGCGCCAUAGCGGCGCCUGGGGCUGGGUUUCCCUGUGCUGUGGGCUACACAGGAAUUGGUGGAAAGCAGACCUGGAGAGUGGAGCCCACCUGGGCAGCGGUCAGGAUGGAGGAGGGUAUGCCCUCCAUGCUUGGAAUGACUUCCCCUUGCUCAUCAUAUCCAUGGUUUUAUUGCAGAAUAAUAAUAAGUAAUAAUAAUCGAGGGGGUUGGGCACUGUUGGAGGGCUCUUCUGGCUUGCCUGGGUUUUUCACUGUUCCUUGCUCAGCGGUGUGGUGGGGCAUCCCUGCCUUCAGCCCCCAUUGGGCAUUUGCUCCAUCGUGCAGCAUGGAAAGGGUGAGCAUAUUCUGGUGAAAGCUCUAACCAUGGAGAGCACAUUCUCCAUAUUUUCACUUACAGUGGGGCUCUGCCUGUGUAUUUGUAAGAGGGAAACCCAUGUGAGGGAUGCUUCCUGCCUUUGCCAGCAAGUGGGGGUGAGGUGGCUGCACCCUCAGAGCCAAUGCCUCACUGUGCUGGUGCAGAAUUUGGGAGAAGUUUAGGUAUGCAUUGCACAGGGAUUUUGGAUGUACACACCCCAGUGAAGCUCUAAUAACUGAGCAGGGUCCAGGCAUUGAUUCCAGCAGGCAGCAAGCAGCCGAACACUGCCUGCGCCGCAGGGCUGGCCCCAGCCCAGAGCUGCCUCGACUGGGAAAACCUAGGUAGGUCUGCAGGAAUGAGAGCAGACACCGUGGGUCUACCUGAUGGGAAAGGAUGCACUGUGCCCUGCCACUCUUCAGUGCACCCGGUAAAUGUCCCCUGGUGAGUCUGCACUUUGCAGCCCAUGAUGGGAAGGGAUGUAGCGGUGCGUGCUGCCCAUGCCCACAUUUGGGUGCUGGCAGCUGUACGGGGAGCAUCGCCCCAGCCACCCCCAAGCUCUCAUUCCCACCUUCCCUGACGGCUUUCCAUGGGGCCGUCAGUCUUUCCCUUUCAUAACCCAGCCAAAGCAGUUGCAACAUUUCCCUCGAUGCUUCUCUUGCUAUUAUGGGUAGGGAUUUCCAAAGCUUUGCUAAUAAAAGAGUAACAGUUUCUAUAUCUGGGAAAUGGGGAAAUCAAUGGGCAGGCUGUUGUAAGAGACGUAACGGCUUUUUGUGGCAGCUCGGGCAGUUCUGUAACGUGAUGGAGCUGGAGGGCAAGUUGGUUGGUCAACUUCAUCGGCAACAUCUGCUCUUGUGAGUGAUGGGACAAUGCCAGUGUGGGACCAUCUCAUCCCCAGGGGGUGUCCCUCUGGGGCUGCGUGUCCUAGGAACCCUCCUGGCUGUGGGAACCAUGGGGUGAGGUCACCCCUCUGCUGCCCUCUCCGUGCCCCCCAGCCCACCCUGAUGCCCCCACAUCCCCUCUCAUCAGUGAGCGCAGUCGCUUUGACUUCAAAGCGGUUCGCAAACAUUUUCCACUCCACUGGGCUAAUUAGUCAAAUUACAUUUCACAUGCUAAUUUAUUCUAAUAUUAUUUUUUUUCCCAAUGUACUGGCAUACAGGGGGAGAUGAAAGCUUCAUUUGACCUUAGAGCCAGGCCCAGGGGAGCUGGAGAUGGAAUGAAUGGUUCACAGCCAGGUUUGCUGUGACACCGCUCCUUCCCUGCCUCUUUCAGAGAUCCCAUUCAGGCUGUACGUGUUUUAGCUGUUACCUUGGGUGCAAUGCACGCAGAAGAAAAUCUUUCAGAUCAGAGGUAAUGAGUUACUAAUUUCCAGCUUCAUUACUCGGAAACGCACUGCUCUGCAGCACCGGUUACACCGUGGAGUGCUGCGGAAAUGGCAAUCAGUGAAUCCUGGCUGGAGCCGAUGGGAAUGGAGAGAUCUUCCCAGCACUAAUUGGGCAUUGAAGCUGCUCUGGGGCUUCAGGCUGACAGAUAUGGCUGUGAAGGGGCAGGAAUUGAGCCUUCCUCCCCAGGCUUGGAAGGCUGAGUGCCCCUGGCAUCCCAUGGGAGCCUUUGGGCAAUGGAAUGAGCUUGGAGACACAUGGCAUGGGUGCGCCCCAUCCCACUGGGGAACCCUUGCUGAUGGCCGAGCCCUGCUAAGGCACCCAGCACCCAUCCCCUCAGCACUGUCCCCCAUGCAAGGGGCUUCCACCCAGCGGGAUGGGGACCUGGUGCUCGUACAGGUCAUGGGGCAGAGCCGCCGCUGCAAACAGCCCCACAAUGAAUCAAAGGCUUUGUCGUGUUUAUAUCAAAGGCUGUUUCUUUUCCACUGCCUGUGUAUGGUAGAUGUUAUCGAGUGGGAGGAGCUGAAAGCAAGCGCUGGGACUGUUUCCUGGCCACAAUUACAGUCAAAAACAACAAAUCCCUCCAUCCCCACUCUUGGCCAAACUUUCUACUGGAGUGAAUCAUCACUUGGCUUCUUUGAGGAGAGCUGGAAACUGUGCAAGAAGUCACCCAGAUGCUGAAUUCUCAUCUGCGAGGGCAGAGAUCCAGGAGAGCACUGUAAAAUCCCAGGGAUUCUGGGAAUUCUCCCAGCAAGGCUGUGCCCAUCUAUUCAGUAGCAACAUUCCCCCAUUAAAGGGAUGGGGCAGAGGGUAACCCAUCACUGUUGCCUUUGGCAGCACCGCUCGCUAACUCGCACAGAGGACGUGAUGUGGUGUUCGGGGUGACGUGCUCGAGAGUUUCCCUGCUUCUUUGCUCUUCUUCCUCCCUGCUGCUCAGCACCAGCUCUGUCUGACGGCCGAGGGCAGUGUCAGGCCCUUCUCCUUGCAGCUUUCACACUGCAGACGUGUCUCUGCAGAGCAGAUGCACAAUUAAUUGCCUGGAGUCGGACCCUGCCCUGCCUUCAGAUGUGGCUUCCCCGGUGCCCUCGUUUCCUGCUGACAUACACUCUGCUCUCGUCAUGCUCUGAAAUGUCCCCACAUCAUCACAGCGAGAGUGCAAAUUAGGGCUGAAUUUCACCACUUGGGCUGCAAAUAGUGCUGGGGAGCUGCCCAGCUUGGAGUCCAGGCCUCCAUGCAAUGCAGACAGCCCCUUUGGUCUCAGUGCAGUGUGCUCGCAGGACAGCAGAGUGCUGCAGCCCAUCACCGAGCACAGCUGGAUGCAGCCAGGGUUGGCUCUGAUGCUAACCCGGAGUGAUUUCAUUGCGUGAUUUUGGUAUUUGUGCAGUGAGGGUUGGCUCCGUCCCGCCUGGCGGAGGAGCAGCUCUCGCUCCAUCAUAUGACCGUGCUGUAAUGUGCUGGUGGCUCCGUUUGGGCAGAACUUGUGAUAUUUGGUGUUUUUAACUGCUGAGGCCACAUGUGUGGGUCACGCAGGCUGACUGAGAGGGGAGCUACGGCGCACGGCUGAAACCUUCAGGUGUUCCCUCGGUGCCGAUGGUGGCCAAGAACAGCAUCCCCAGUGCUCCUCUUCCCCUGUGCCUCCAUGAGCUCCACACAGGAGAUUGGAGAAGAGCUGGAGGAUGGUGUAAUCUACAGCAUAUCACUGCGCAAAGUGCAGCUCCAUCACACAGCCAACAAGGGGCAGCGGUGGCUGGGGUUUGAGAAUGAGUCGGCCUUAAACCUCUAUGAGACGUGUAAGGUGCGGACGAUAAAAGCUGGGACCUUGGAGAAGCUGGUGGAGUACCUGGUUUCAGCCUUCAAGGGCAACGAUUCCACCUAUGUCACCAUCUUCCUGUGCACUUACCGGGCCUUCGCCACUACCAAGCAAGUGCUGGACCUGCUGCUCAACAGGUAUGGCAAACUGCACGUGCAGACGAACGGGGACCAUGCCAGGCAUGUUGUGGACGAGAGGAUGGAGCUGAAGAACACCAUCUCCUCCAUCCUGGGCGCCUGGCUGGACCAGUACUCAGAGGACUUCCGCAAGCCCCCAGACUUCACCUGCCUCAAGCAGCUCAUCUCCUACGUGCGCCACAACAUCCCCGGUUCGGACCUGGAGCGCCGAGCCCGCAUCCUGCUGGCCCAGUUCCAGCAGCAGGAGCAGAGCGAGACCGAAGCAGAAGCUGUGGACCACAGUGGCUGCACGUUCCAGCUGGUGGAGGAGAACGGGGUCGGGGAUGGGAAGUCAGAUUUCCUCUCCUUCUCCCCCGAGAUGGUGGCAGAGCAGUUCACACUAAUGGAUGCUGAGCUGUUUAAGAAAGUGGUGCCUUACCACUGCCUGGGCUGCAUCUGGUCCCAGCGAGACAAGAAGGGCAAAGAACACCUGGCACCCACCAUCCGUGCCACGGUCUCGCAGUUCAAUAGCGUGGCCAACUGUGUCAUCGCCACGUGCCUCGGGGAUCGGACCCUGAAGCCACAGCAGAGGGCUAAAGUGGUGGAGCGGUGGAUCGAAGUGGCUCGGGAGUGCCGCAUCCUGAAGAACUUCUCCUCGCUCAGAGCCAUCCUUUCAGCUCUGCAGUGCAAUGCUGUGCACCGGCUGAAGAAGACCUGGGAUGAGGUCCUGCGGGAGAGCUUCCGCACUUUCCAUGAGCUCUCAGAGAUCUUCUCCGAUGAGAACAACCACUCCUUGAGCCGGGAGCUGCUCAUUAAGGAGGGCACGUCCAAAUUUGCCACCUUGGAGAUCAACCCAAAGAGGGCCCAGAAGCGGCAGCAGCAGCAGCGAGAGAUGGGUGUGAUGCAGGGCACCAUUCCCUAUCUCGGCACCUUCCUCACGGACCUGGUGAUGCUCGACACCGCCAUGAAGGAUUUCCUGGACGGAGGGCUGAUCAACUUUGAGAAGAGAAGGAAGGAGUUUGAAGUCAUUGCCCAGAUCAAGCUGCUUCAGUCAGCCUGCAACAACUACAGCUUCACUCAGGAGGACCAUUUUGUGGACUGGUUCCACAGUCUGGAGAGGCUCAGUGAGGCCGAGAGCUAUGGGCUGUCAUGCGAGAUUGAGCCGCUGUCUGAGUCAGCCAGCAACACGCUGAAGGCGAAGAAGAACACGGGAAUCAUCAAGCGGUGGAGCGACCGGCAGCCAGCCAGCACCGAGCCCUGUGCCAGCGGCAGUUCCCACUCCAAGUCCUUCGACCAGCUCAAGUGCGGGCAGUACCUGUGCAGUGGGGAUGCCACUGACUCAGUCAGCGUCACCUCCGCCGGCUCCAGCAGCUCCGACGUGGAGGAGAUCAACAUCAGCUUCAUCCCUGAGUCCCCCGACUGCCAGGAGAAGAAGCACUCGUACGCCCCGUCUGUGGCUGAUGGAGAAGCUAAACCCACUGUGUCCUCCGCAUCCCCUCUCCUCCCUGCCCUCCAGUUCUGGGAAUCCACCUCUCUCUCCUCCCUGGACACGUCGGGCAUCGGCUCGGGCUCCAGCAGUGCCUCAUCCUCCUCCGUCUCCUCCACGCCGGUGACAGCAUCCCGCACUCACAAGCGUUCCGUCUCCGGCAUCUCCAGCUACUCGUCCCUCUCGCUGCCCCUUUACAACCAGCAGGUCGAUGACUGCUGUAUCAUCCGUGUCAGCCUGGCUGUGGACAACGGCAACAUGUACAAGAGCAUCCUGGUGACGAGCCAGGAUAAGACACCGGUCGUUAUUCGCAAGGCCAUGGCCAAACACAACUUGGAUGGGGACCGGCCUGAAGACUACGAGCUCGUUCAGAUCAUCUCAGAGGAGAGAGAGCUGAAGAUCCCCGACAACGCCAACGUCUUCUACGCCAUGAACUCCGCCGCCAACUACGACUUCGUGCUGAAGAAGCGGGGUUUCUCCAAGGGGGUGAAGAUCAAGCACGGCUCCAGCUCCACCCUGCCCAGGAUGAAGCAGAAAGGCCUGAAGAUCGCCAAAGGCAUCUUCUAGCCUCAGCCCCACUGCCACCCCUCACCGACGGGGCCUUGGGGGCAGGCUGUAGCCAGGCCUGGUGCUGCCGGCAGGGCCAGGAGCGAUGCUCACCCGCACCGAGAGCCGCUUCGGCAGCCGGCAGCCCCUCCGCCUCCCUCUGCACGAGCUCCCGUUUCAAUCAGGUCUUUUGUUUGUUUGUUUUUUUUUCUACACAGGAAGGCAGCGGGGGGGAAUCUCUCUCUCUUUUAGUUUUCUUUUUAAACCUUCCACGGUGCGACCCUCGUCCAGCCACCGGCCUGCCCAGAGCAGGAGCCCGCCUCUCUGCCGUAGGUGCCUUGUGUCCGCGCGAGCCGGGGAGCGGUGGCUUGGAGGGACCCUUUGCCAGGAGCAGCACAUGAGCCACUGCCACGUGAACUGGGAUGGGUGCUCCCCUUCUCGGCACUGGUUUACCUCCGUGUCCUUCCCUCUGGAUCACCUGGCAUCGCCACCACCGCCUGUCCGUGCCCUGGGAGAAGCUGUGCUGGAAAGGAAGCAGCCCCACGCCGGUGCCUCGUGGACCAGGGCUGCUGUUGAUGACUGGAAGCCUCCGCGUGGUCUCGCUCCUCUCCCCGAUCCAGCCGCCGGCCCGCGUUCAAACCUGCACCAAAGAUCAAAUGCCAGUGUCCCUUCUGCAGGCAGGGAAGCUUUGCGUGCAUCCCCGUGCCCCCAGAGCUGCCAGCCGAGCCAGGAGGAGGAGGAGGAGAGCAGACUGCUGUCCAAAUUGGUGUAAAUAGAGACCUUGUGUCUGCGUGGGCAGGCAGGGAGUCAGAGAGCUUGGGGUGCUCCGGCUGCCAUCGCCUGACCCACAGGAAGUGCCACUCACCUUGGGCUUUAACCUGACUUUUUCAAACACUGACUGUGGGAGAAGCAGCGAUGAGACUUCUUUUGUACAAAACAAAACGAAAAAAAAAAGGUUUACUGAUUUUUUUUUUUUUUUUGGCAAUAUUUAUUGGUUGUAAAUAGAAGAGAUGAACUUGUACAUUUUACUAACCCAGAGUCCCCCGCCCUGCAGCCCAGUCCCUCUCCUGUCCCCCUCCUGCUAUUUGGGGCUGCUGGGAGGAAAGCUCACAGCAGCAGUGUUGCUCUGCCCUGCUCACACAGCACCGACCCUCUGCCCUCUCCCCUGCCUCGUUUCUUUACCACUAGUUGCUCAAGCAGGGGCAGAGAUGCUUGUUUUAAUGACUGUAGGAAACACUAACCAAAGGGGGGACUUCUUUUUGUUUUCUUUUUGCCCCUGGACCUGCUGGCUCUGUUGUAUGUGAGCACUUCCUCCCAGCACAUCUUUUGUUUCCUGUCUGUCUGUGCUGCUGGGUGGGGGGAAAACCUGUUCCUUGCUUCCAGGAGAGGGGCAGCAACACUGCACAGCAACACUCAGAGGAGCAGGGCUGGGGGCAGAACCAGGUGGAGAGAGGCUGCUUGUUUAUGAGCAUGGCUGGCAUUAGUCCUGUCAGCCCUCUGUCCCCUUGGGUGGCAUCACCUGGGUCACCACGCCCACACUGCACAUGAUGGGAGCCAUUGGCACCCUGAUGCAGGGGUUGCCUCCUGCCUCCCACCCUGCCCGGAGCCAGGCCCCUGCCUUUGGGUGCCAGCACCCCUGGGCCUCCCCCUGGCUCCAUGCUGCUCUGUGCCUGCCAGCUCCCGCUCACCCCACUGCUCCCCUCCCCUCCUAUUGGUGUCCCCUGGAAGCCCAGCAUCACCGGAGGGACUGGCUGUACCAUAUGUAUUUUGUACCACUUCAGUGAAGGAGCACACUGCCCAGUGUGACUUGUAUACAGCAAUGUAAUUAGUCUUUGCAAUAAAAUACCGAUCCUCAAACA